AUGCACGCCGCGGCCACCAAGCUUCUCCUCGUCUUCCUCUUCACAUCCAUGGUCAUCAUCUCCCAUGCAUCAUCCCUACGCUUCCACUACAUCAACCGUCACAACUUCACCACCAAGACGAGAACCUCCUCUUCCUCCCCGUCGUCGUCGUCUUCUUCCCACGGCAGCCGCGACCGCCGCCCUUCGUUCGCAUUAGUGCGCCGCGACGCAGUCACCGGCUCGACGUACCCCUCGCGUCGCCACGCGGUGCUCGACCUCGUGGCCCGUGACAAUGCACGCGCCGAGUACCUCGCGAGCCGCCUGUCCCCGGCGUACCAGCCGACGGACUUCUUCGGCUCGGAGUCGAAGGUGGUGUCGGGGCUCGACGAGGGCAGCGGCGAGUACUUCGUCCGCGUCGGGAUCGGCUCGCCGCCCACGGAGCAGUACCUCGUGGUGGACUCCGGCAGCGACGUCAUCUGGGUGCAGUGCAAGCCGUGCCUGGAGUGCUACGCGCAGGCGGACCCGCUCUUUGACCCCGCCACGUCGGCGACCUUCUCCGGCGUGUCGUGCGGGUCGGCCAUCUGCCGGACGCUGCGCACCUCCGGGUGCGGCGACUCGGGCGGCUGCGAGUACGAGGUGUCCUACGGGGACGGGUCGUACACCAAGGGCGCGCUCGCGCUGGAGACGCUCACGCUGGGCGGCACGGCGGUGGAGGGCGUCGCCAUCGGCUGCGGCCACCGCAACCGCGGCCUCUUCGUCGGGGCGGCGGGGCUGCUGGGCCUCGGCUGGGGCCCCAUGUCGCUGGUCGGGCAACUCGGCGGCGCGGCCGGCGGCGCGUUCAGCUACUGCCUCGCGAGCCGCGGCGGCUCUGGUGGCGCCGACAACGACGCCGGGUCACUGGUGCUCGGGCGGAGCGAGGCGGUGCCGGAGGGCGCCGUGUGGGUGCCGCUCGUGCGCAACCCGCAGGCCCCGAGCUUCUACUACGUCGGCGUGUCGGGGAUCGGCGUCGGCGACGAGAGGCUGCCGCUGCAGGACGGCCUGUUCCAGCUGACAGAGGAUGGCACCGGCGGAGUGGUGAUGGACACGGGCACGGCCGUGACGCGGCUGCCGCAGGAGGGGUACGCGGCGCUGCGCGACGCGUUUGUGGGCGCCGUGGGCGCGCUCCCGCGCGCGCCGGGCGUGUCGCUGCUUGACACGUGCUACGACCUGAGCGGGUACACCAGCGUGCGCGUGCCCACCGUGUCCUUCUACUUCGACGGCGCCGCCACGCUGACGCUGCCGGCGAGGAACCUGCUGCUGGAGGUGGACGGCGGCAUAUAUUGCCUAGCGUUCGCGCCGUCGUCGUCGGGCCUGUCCAUCUUGGGGAAUAUACAGCAGGAAGGGAUCCAGAUCACCGUCGACUCGGCCAACGGAUACAUUGGUUUUGGACCCGCCACCUGCUAG
Messenger RNA from Miscanthus lutarioriparius, 1422 nucleotides. The record is from the annotation of a GenBank genome assembly. NCBI's taxonomy places the organism in Eukaryota, Viridiplantae, Streptophyta, Magnoliopsida, Poales, Poaceae.